AUGGCGUUAAUUUCAGCAAAAGAGACGAUGUCUGACUUACACCAACCUGCAGCUGGAAUACCACCCGAAGGAGUAGAGCAAGACUUCAUCGACCCAUAUUCCCGAGCACCAAUGGUAGUCGGAUUUUGUAUCGCUCUCAUCAUCUUGACAGUCCCCAGUGUCGCUACAAGAAUGUACGUCAGAAUUCGAAUAACGAAAAACGUCGGACUAGACGACUGGGUCGCUCUUUUAGGCGCUAUUCUCGUUGUCACUUUCACCGGAUACUCGAUCUGGAUCUUUUCACUUCCCGGCAAUGGACCACAUUCAUGGAAUAUACCUCUCAGUGUGUACACAGCCCCGGAAUCGAAAUAUUUCUUGAGGAUGCUGUUCACUCAAAUCUUGUAUCCCAUCUCGUCGUACGUCGUUAAGUUGUCGUUGCUGUUGUUCUAUGGACGAACCUUUGUUACUGGAGCAGGAAAUCAAAUGGCGAAAGGAUUCAUAUACUAUGGUGUCGCAGUACUGACAAUCGUCUAUGGCGUCUUUAUUAUCUUGUCGCUUGCAUUUUGUGCGCCAGACCCCAACUUGACUGAUGAAAAUGGAGCGUGCUGGAAGAAGGGUGGUCCUGUCUCGUGGCUGCUUUCGGCAACUAAUAUCAUCAGUGACCUAUACAUAUUAGCCAUUCCUGUUGUCAUUGUUUAUGGGUUGAAUAUGAGUGUCCAAAAGAAAUUGGGUGCAAUAGCAAUUUUGAUGAUGGGUUUGAUCGCUACUGUUGUGAGCAUAUUGAGUCUGAAGUAUCGUCAGAGGAUUGCUACGCAAAAUGACAUAUCCUGGGAUAUGGUUCCAUCAGCAAUUUGCUCGCUCGUCGAGGUCAACCUCGGCGUCAUUUGCUGCUGUCUGCCGGCUUUGGCAAUAUUUUUCAAAAGCACGAAAUCUGCAGUGUCGAGGAAAGGAAGCAAUUUUGCCAACAUCCGUGCUCACAAGCAGAUCCCAGAAGUACCCGAGUCACUGACUGGUGUGAGAGUUACUUAG
Messenger RNA from Glarea lozoyensis ATCC 20868, 1008 nucleotides. RefSeq lists its product as uncharacterized. The coding region runs from base 1 to 1008 and encodes 335 amino acids. The transcript has 3 exons. NCBI's taxonomy places the organism in Eukaryota, Fungi, Ascomycota, Leotiomycetes, Helotiales, Helotiaceae. The record is from RefSeq and is a predicted model, not a curated record.